This is a messenger RNA of Microthlaspi erraticum, 2553 nucleotides long. Lineage: Eukaryota; Viridiplantae; Streptophyta; Magnoliopsida; Brassicales; Brassicaceae. The record is from the annotation of a GenBank genome assembly.
AUGAAUUUCCGAAAACCUUUUAGUCCUCAUAGCUCGUACAAACAUAUUAUAAGCAACGGAGAUCAAACAGAGAAGAAGAAGAAGCACAAAAUCCCAUUUCUUGACGAUCACGCUAGCCACCUCACCAAAUCUCAGAGCUCUGGUUCUAGCUUUGACGGCAACAAAUUCUGGCAAGACAUUGAAACCGAUGAUCACGCAAGAAGCCAGAAGAGCGGGAGUUUCGAUUUCCCACAAUGCCGUGAAGAGAUCACACUCGACGUUGAUGAAGAAACAGAGGAAAUCAGCAGCAGCAUCAACAACACACCAGCGUCGGGAUUAGACGGGUCGAAAGAAACGAGAGUCUCUUUCAAGAUAAACAGUUCUUCAGGUACCAACAACGAUCCAACCGGUUCUGUCCGUUCUUGUACGCCUUCCACUUCUUUUUCCUCUGCGACAAUGCGUAUGAAUUUAGACCAGAAAGAUCAGGACGAAGAAGUAGUUAUAAGAUGCUCAUCGCUGAGGAAAACAGAGCUUGUCUCGAGGGCUAAAGCAAGAUCGAGGCUCCUAGAUCCGCCACAAGAAGAGGAACAACAAUACUCGAGCUGGAUGGGGACAUCAGAACAGUUAAGAUCCGGUUUACUUGCGAGACAAUCAAGCAUCGAGGAAGAAGAUGAUUCAUUAGCUGAGGAAGAUGUUCCAGAGGAAUUUAGAAAGUCAAAAAUGAACUUGAUUACUCUGCUUCAGUGGCUUAGCUUGAUCUCAGUCGUAGUUGCGUUAUUGUUGAGUUUAGGGAUUAAAACUUGGAGACACACGACUCUUUGGAAGCUUCAUAUAUGGAAAUGGGAAGUGGUGUUUCUUGUUCUCAUCUGCGGUAGGCUUGUUUCGGGUGUGGGGAUCCGAAUCAUCGUCUUCUUCAUCGAGAGAAACUUCCUCUUGAGAAAGCGUGUUCUUUACUUCGUCUACGGCGUGAAGACGGCUGUUCAGAACUGUCUCUGGCUAGGGUUGGUUCUCAUCGCGUGGCGUUUCUUGUUCGACAAGAAAGUAGAAAGGGAAACACAGAGCAGUCCUCUGCUUUUUGUGACCAAGAUCUUGACGUGUUUCUUGUUGAGCACUAUCUUGUGGUUGAUCAAGACUUUGGUGGUUAAAGUUUUAGCAUCUUCGUUCCACGUUAGUACUUACUUUGAUCGGAUUCAAGAAGCUCUGUUUCAUCAUUACUUGAUCGAGACGUUAUCUGGACCUCCGGUGCUUGAGCUUAGCAGGAUCGAAGAAGAGGAAGAGAGAGCGCAAGAAGAAAUGUUCAAGAUGCAGAAAGCAGGUGCAGAUUUAUCGCCGGACCUGUGCUCUGCUGCGUUUCCGGCGCCGGAAAAGAGUGGGAGUGUAAUAAUGAACAGCGUGAAGAUCUCUCCGAUCAUUCCAAAGACUGGAAAUGAUAAUGGGAUCACAAUGGACGAUUUGCAGAGGAUGAAUCAGAAGAAUGUAUCAGCUUGGAACAUGAAGAGGCUGAUCAAGAUUGUGAAAAACGUUUCGCUGAUGACAUUGGAUGAGCAAGCGCUUCAAAACACAUCUGAAGAUGAAUCAACCAGACAUAUACGAAGCGAGAAAGAAGCCAAAGCAGCUGCAAGAAAGAUUUUCAUGAACGUUGCUCAACCUGGAACAAAGCACAUUUACCUGGAAGAUUUGAUGAGAUUUUUGCGAGUAGACGAAGCAAUUAAGACAAUGAGUCUCUUCGAUGGUGCAAUAGUGACCAAAAAGAUAACAAAAUCAGCCUUGAAGAACUGGCUGGUGAAUGCUUUCAGAGAGAGAAGAGCUCUUGCGCUAACACUCAACGACACGAAAACAGCAGUGAACAAACUCCAUCACAUGAUUAGUUUUCUCACUGCCAUUGUCAUUGUCAUCAUAUGGCUGAUCCUUCUUGAGAUCAUCACUUCCAAGUAUCUUCUCUUCUUAACUUCACAAGUUGUUCUCUUAGCCUUCAUGUUUGGAAACUCACUCAAGAUCGUCUUCGAGUCAAUCAUAUUCCUAUUCAUCAUUCACCCUUAUGAUGUUGGUGAUCGGUUAAUGAUAGACAAUAUAGAGAUGGUGGUGGAGGAAAUGAACAUUCUCACAACAGUGUUCUUGAAGGCUGACAAUCUCAAGAUUGUGUAUCCCAACAUUCUUCUGUGGCAGAAAGCAAUCCACAAUUACAACCGUAGUCCAGACAUGGGAGAUGAAAUCCAGUGCUGUGUCCACAUUACCACUCCUCCUGAAAAGAUUGCUGCAAUCAAACAGAGAAUCUCAAGUUACAUUGAUAGCAAGCCAGAGUAUUGGUACCCGAAAGCAGAUAUCAUUGUAAAGGAUGUGGAAAAUUUGAACAUUGUUAGGUUAGCAAUAUGUCCAUGUCAUAAAAUAAACCAUCAAAACAUGGGAGAGAGAUUCACAAGAAGAGCCUUGUUGGUUGAGGAAGUGAUUAAAAUCCUCUUGGAACUCGACAUUGAGCACCGGUUUCCUCUGCUUAACAUCAAUGUCAAGACCAUGCCCACGGUUGUCUCGAGUAGAGUUCCACCUGGCUGGUCACAAACACAUGAUUCAGGGUAA